Plasmodium vivax (malaria parasite P. vivax) is the source of this 1911-nucleotide messenger RNA. RefSeq names its product GTP-binding protein, putative. Gene Ontology annotation, molecular function: GTP binding; RNA binding; GTPase activity. The record is from RefSeq and is a predicted model, not a curated record. Gene Ontology annotation, biological process: ribosomal large subunit biogenesis. NCBI's taxonomy places the organism in Eukaryota, Apicomplexa, Aconoidasida, Haemosporida, Plasmodiidae. Bases 1 to 1911 code for a protein of 636 amino acids. Gene Ontology annotation, cellular component: nucleolus. The transcript has a single exon.
AUGAUAACCGUGUGCAAGGCCAUCCUAAUAGCAGCGACCAUUUGUUACCACGUAGCUCUUUCCCUUGUGAGACAAAACCGAAUCGAUGGAAACGCCCUGCUUUAUGUUAAGGAGCACGCCCGUUCGUUCUCUCACAAUUGCAAAAAGGAAAAACGCGUAAAACGCGUAAAAUGUGUAAAAUGUGUAAAAUGCGUAAAAUGCGUAAAAGGAAUAAACGGGGGGAGGAAACAAUGGAACGUCCCCUUGCGCAUGACGGACGAGAAAGAAAGCGACAAAACGGAUAAAUGUACCCCCGUGGAAAGCCUAAAAUUUUACGGCUUUUCCCGCAUUUAUGAGCAUUUCAAAUUGAAUAAAAGUGAGUCAGGUGUUGGUAGGGGGGACCCACCUCCGUCCAGCGAGGCUGCCAGUGGCGCGGCCAGUAGCGCGGCCAGUAGCGCGACCAGUAACACGGCCAGUAACACUGCCAGUAACACUGCCAACAACAUCACUGGCAGCAUCUCGGAGAGCGACACUGGGGAGGACCCCCAACCCAGCAGCGACGCCGUGAAGGAACAAAACAACAACCUGCUAGUCAAAGAUGACCCGAACCGAAUCCAAAGAAUGAAAUUCGAAGAUACCCAAGACUACAGCAGUAUAUUCAAAGAGAGGGAAAAAAAGACCCACGUCAAAACAUACGUCGCGAACAUCUUUCAGAAAUUGCCCAAAUUUAAGGACAACAUAAAGGUAAUUAAAGACGCUCUCCUGUACCUAAAGUUUAUAGAAAAGGGAAACCUAUAUUUAAUUAAAAAUGUUGACAGAAAAACGGUGAAUGCAGAACCGUACGUCGAUUUGGAUAAGGAAGGCGGGUCCAAAAAUGCAGGCUCCGUGAGGGGAACCAAAAAGGACAAAAUAAAGCUAGAACUCACCAGCAUUUAUAACAACAUAAAUAAAGAAAAACACACGAAAAAAAGAAUCUGCAAAGAAUGCUGCAUUAAGGUGGACCUAUACACAAAGAUGCUCUCUCGACCAUUGAAUAACAUCUACAAUGUACACAAAAAUUUAAAGAAGUAUCUGCACCCAUUUCAGUACAGCCUGUAUGAAAAUGCAAUCACAAAUUUCUACAAAGAGGGAGAAGCAGCCAACUCGUUAAGUGACGUCCUUAAUAACAUUUUACAAAUUAGAAAGUUAAUAACUCUCACGGGGAAGACAUACGCAGGACAAAUGAAGUACCUAAAAACUUGCAGAGAAAUUUUCUCAAAACUGAACGAAGCUAUCGUAGAUCUGAACAUCAUCUUACAGUCAGGCAGAAAAUGGCUAGAUGCCUACAAUUCGUACAUUAAAUGCGUUAGAAAAAUUAAAUACAUAGACAUUACCAAACCAGCCAUUUCCAUCAUAGGGUGCACAAAUGUAGGGAAGAGCAGUGUCCUCAAUUCUGUCACCAAUGCAAAGUCUAAGGUGGCUGAUUAUAAUUUCACCACCAAGGAAUUUAAUCUAGGCCACUAUUCCUUUACUAGCCAAAAUGACGUAUUCACAACCCAAAUUAUGGACCUUCCAGGAUUAAUUAAUCGGCCUGAAGAGAAAAGAAACCUCAUGGAGAAACUCUCCCUUUCCUCAUUAAAAAAUAUCCCUUCAGCAGUUAUGUACAUUUUUGACCCUCUCAAAAAGGAUGACCAUAAAUUCUCCUCCAUCAAAUCACAGGUAGAUAUUCGCUACUACCUCAGGGGGUUGUUUCCCUUCAGACCUUGGAUUGAUGUUGUCACCAAGGCGGACCUAACUACCUGGGAUGAAAUUAACCUCCCGAAAGAUAUUAAAGAAAAUGCCCUGUUCAUCUCGACGGAAGACAAAAAUUCGCUACUCCCACUGCGGCAGAGAAUCAACGAAGUGACCUUUAAGCUAACCGACUUUUUAGCGAAGCAUACGAUGGAGCCAUGA